AUGAGUCAUGUCUCUGCAUCUUCGACUGGAACCUCUACCCGCGUAAGAGUUAGAGUUCCAGGAAUUCCAAAGUUGUGUUGGUGUGGUGAGAACCUUGAGAACAGCGACCAUGUGUUUAAGUGGGUAGAUGAGGCGAUGAUAAACGAGAUUGAACAAUUGGAUUUUCAAGUGGGUGUUCUUGAAGAAUUGUUGAAGAUGGAAAGGAACAGGAGCCUCGAGAGGAAGGAAACUAACAAAAUGAUGGGUAUGGUACUAGUCUUAUCUGGUUGUAUUAUCAUGGUCGUGAUUGGGAAAUGGUGGGGUUGCUAUUGA
Molecule: messenger RNA, 312 nt
Organism: Camelina sativa (false flax)
Lineage: Eukaryota; Viridiplantae; Streptophyta; Magnoliopsida; Brassicales; Brassicaceae
Source: RefSeq, a predicted model, not a curated record